Messenger RNA from Sipha flava (yellow sugarcane aphid), 867 nucleotides. RefSeq lists its product as uncharacterized. The record is from RefSeq and is a predicted model, not a curated record. The coding region runs from base 98 to 754 and encodes 218 amino acids. Gene Ontology annotation, molecular function: odorant binding. The transcript has 8 exons. Lineage: Eukaryota; Metazoa; Arthropoda; Insecta; Hemiptera; Aphididae.
UUAAAAUUGAUGGAACAAGCAAACUUAUUUUCAGUGUUCAGAUAACUUUCAACUGUUAGCACAAUAAUUUCACGAUAAAUAUUAUUUAACGAGAAAAAUGCAAAAAGUGGUUUGUAUAUGUAUUUUCGCAAUCAUCUGCCAAACAGUAUUUAUUGCUGGGUUGGAGAGAACAUGGAAUUUGCGCCAAAAAAGAAUGACAUAUGAUGAAGAAUGUCGAGCUCUAAUGCCCGGACCGGGCAAGAAAUUAGUUGAAUGUUGUCAAAUGCCAAAUAUAUUACCUGGUUUGGACAAAGAAUGGGAGACAUGUUUUGAAACAUUUAAACAAAUGAAGGACAAGCCAGAUUCCAAAGAAUAUAAAGAAAUGGUACACGGAAAAGAUCCCCCAUGUCUAUUUCAAUGUAUUUUUAUACAAUCUGGAUUGGUUGCUAAUGAUGGAAAACUUAACAAAGACAAGAUAAUUAAAAAAAUGAGUGAAGGAAUGAACAAUGAUGAAAAAUGGAAGUCUUUGUGGCAGCCUAAAUUCAAUAAAUGUUAUGAUGAAACUGAACAUGAGGAAAAAAAUCCUAAUCCCAUGGUUAUAAUGAACACUCCUGCAGGAAGAUUGAUGAAAUGCUUUUUGAGAGAUAUGUACAUGAAUUGUCCAAAAGAUGUGUGGGUUGAAAGUACCGAGUGUACAAAUAUGAAAAAGCUAGUAGAGAACUGUCCUGCAAUGCCACCUCCAGUAUUUAAAACCCCUCCAAUAUUGAUUCAUUAAAAGAAUACUGUUAGUUGUAAAAAUUACUUAGGUAAAGCAAAUCACAAUAUAUUAUUUCAAAAUGGAUGUAUGGAUCAAACAAUAAAUAAUACACUUUAGAAAUUAAAAAAAAA